Arabidopsis arenosa is the source of this 3201-nucleotide messenger RNA. The record is from the annotation of a GenBank genome assembly. NCBI's taxonomy places the organism in Eukaryota, Viridiplantae, Streptophyta, Magnoliopsida, Brassicales, Brassicaceae.
ACCAAAAGAAUUUCCGAGACGACGAUGUCCAAUCUGGGAAAGUUCAAAAUCGACACCUACAACGGGACAACCGACCCAAAGUGUCAUAUUAAGUCGUUCGUGAUAUCUGUGGCCCGAGCCAGAUUCAAGCCCGGACAGAAGGACGCCGGUCUAUGCCUACUGUUCGUGGAGCACCUCAAAGGACCCGCAUUAGAGUGGUUUUCAAGGUUGGAACGAAACUCGAUUGACAGUUUCGACGAGCUGUCAACACUCUUCCUCAAGCAAUACUCCGUGCUCAUCGACCCCGGAACCUCCGACGCAGAUCUGUGGUCUCUGUCUCAACAGCCACCGAGCCGCUUAAGAGAUUUCCUCACGACCUUCAAAUCAACGCUAGCCAAGGUUGAAGGAAUCACCGACGUAGCCGCCCUUUCGGCCCUGAAGAAAGCUCUCUGGUACAAGUCCGAGUUCAGAAAAGAGCUGAACCUAUCUAAACCUACGACAAUCCGCGACGCGCUGCACCGAGCCUCAGACUUCGUCGCCCAUGAAGAAGAGAUGGCGCUGCUAGCAAAGAGGCACGAGCCGACGAAGCAAACGCCCCGAGCCGAGAAGACUCAAGCAACACCUCCGGUCCAGAAGAAGGCUCGCGAGAGCGGGACGUAUACACAUCAUGAAGGACGCAAUUUUAAGGGAGCUCACAACUACCAGAUUGACACUCCUCGUGGCCGAGGUCGCGGCAGAGGCCGAGGUCGUGGGCGAGGAAGAGAAACCUACACUUGGACAAGAGAUCAGCCACCGAGCAACGAUCAAGAAUACUGCGAGCACCACAAAAUCUUCGGCCACCACACCUCACGAUGCCGGAGCCUCGGCGCUAAAUUAGCAACGAAAUUCUUAGCAGGAGAGCUCGGGACGAACGUCACGCUCAAGGACCUGGAGCCAGAGCCGGAUCAGCCCGAGCAGGCCAACGCCACAGGGGACCCCGAGCCAAGGAACACGAACGCCCCGAAGAGAACUCGGGAAAAUCAAGACGAAGACCGAGAUAAUACACGGCAAAAAAUCUUCACCAUAAUGGGUGGAUCGCCGUACUGUCCUGAUACCGUAGCCGCAAUCAAGGCGUAUCAACGCCGAGCCGAGGCGCCUAGCAACUGGACGAGACCCUUCGACCGACCUAACGACAUAGUCACAUUCGAGGAAAGUGAGACGAACGGGCUCGACAUGCCUCACAACGAUCCCCUCGUCAUCACGUUAGCAAUAGGAGAUCAUGACGUUUGCCGAAUAUUGAUCGACACCGGUAGCACCAUCGACGUGAUUUUCCGUGAAACGCUCCGACAAAUGAACAUUGAUAUGUCACAGGUAACACCGACCCCGAGGCCUGUCCUCGGAUUUUCGGGGGAAACUUUGAUGACGCUCGGAACCAUUCAAUUACCAGUCCGAGCCGGCGGGGUGACAAAGGUAGUCAACUUCUCAGUCACCGAUCAACCUACCAUCUACAACGUUAUAAUGGGCACGCCGUGGCUAAAUCUGAUGCGAGCUGUCGCAUCGACCUAUCACCUCUGUCGCAUAAACUCCGAAACCCUGUCACCGAAGCGAAGGCUGAAACCGAUCACAAGAAAUCAAAACUUGGCCGAAGUGAAGAGAAGGCUAUAUCUAAACAGUUAUAGCAAUUACAGAUCGAGGAGGCAGCGCGAGGAGAAGAAGCCUACCUCGGAUCCUGUAAUCUCCAUUUGCCUCGACGACGAACGGCCUGAACGAUGCGUGGAAAUUGGCAGCGACUUAACCGAGGAAAUCAAGACCGAGCUCAUCUCAUUCCUCAAAGAGAACAUCAACACCUUCGCCUGGUCAGCUGAAGAUCUACCUGGGGUAAGCAUCGACGUAAUCUGCCACGAGCUGAAUGUUGACCCGUCUUUCAAGCCCAUCAAGCAGAAGCGAAGAAAAUUGGGUCGGGAUCGCGCAGAUGCCGUGAACGCCGAAAACGGCAAGUGGAGAGUUUGCGUCGACUUCACCGAUCUGAACAAAGCUUGCCCUAAAGAUAGUUUUCCGCUCCCACACAUCGAUCGCUUAGUGGAAGCAACCGCGGGGAACAAGUUACUAUCGUUCAUGGAUGCUUUCGCGGGAUACAACCAGAUUUUCAUGCACCCCGAUGAUCGCGAGAAACAGCGUUUAUCACAGACCGAGGGCGAAUUUCUGGGAUAUCUUGUAACUCACCGAGGCAUCGAAGCAAAUCCGAAGCAAAUUGAUGCUCUACUGAACAUGCCCUCGCCACAAAACAAACGCGAAGUUCAACGUCUCACCGGGAGAGUCGCAGCCCUGAACCGAUUCAUCUCGCGAUCAACAGACAAAUGCCUGGCUUUCUACGAUACUCUGCGCGGGAACAAGAAAUUCGAAUGGACCGAUCGCUGCGAAGAAGCUUUCCAGGAACUGAAGAAGUAUUUGGCUAAUCCACCGGUGUUGGCAAAACCAGUCCCGGGCGAGCCGUUAUUUCUGUACAUCGCCGUCUCAGAUACAGCAAUAAGCGGAGUCAUCGUUAGAGAAGACAGAGGAGAACAGAAACCGAUAUUUUAUGUCUCGCAAACUUUCACCGACGCGGAAACACGCUACCCGCAAACUGAAAAGCUCGCCCUCGCCGUAGUAAUGUCAGCUCGGAAGCUACGGCCGUAUUUCCAAUCUCACUCAAUUGUCGUCAUGGCGCCCGUAUCACUUCGAACCAUCCUGCAUAGUCCGAGCCAAUCGGGACGCCUGGCCAAGUGGGCAGUAGAACUCAGCGAGUAUGACAUCGAAUACAGGAACAAAACAUGCGCGAAAUGUCAAGUCCUGGCCGAUUUUAUCAUCGAGCUACCAACAGAGAACGCCCGAGAAGAGUCACCCGAUGCCGUCUGGAUCCUCCACGUUGACGGUUCGUCCUCAAAACAAGGUUCUGGCGUCGGGAUCCGCUUGGCGUCACCAGAAGGUGAAAUCCUUGAGCAAUCUUUCCGGCUAAACUUUGACGCAACUAACAACGUGGCGGAAUACGAAGCGCUGAUAGCCGGACUAAAGCUGGCUCGGGGACUUAAGAUCAACAAGCUACGAGCCUUCUGCGACUUCCCAGCUCGUGGCCAACCAAUUUAACGGAGAGUACGUGGCUCGGGAUGAACGAAUGGAAGCAUAUCUGGCUCUCACACAAGACCUGGCAAAACAGUUCGGAGAGUUCGAGUUAACCAGAAUCCCGCGAGGCGAGAACACAUCGGC